Messenger RNA from Dryobates pubescens (Downy woodpecker), 2202 nucleotides. RefSeq names its product insulin like growth factor 2 mRNA binding protein 3 (gene IGF2BP3). Gene Ontology annotation, molecular function: mRNA 3'-UTR binding. The coding region runs from base 114 to 1868 and encodes 584 amino acids. NCBI's taxonomy places the organism in Eukaryota, Metazoa, Chordata, Aves, Piciformes, Picidae. Gene Ontology annotation, biological process: regulation of gene expression; nervous system development. The record is from RefSeq and is a predicted model, not a curated record. Gene Ontology annotation, cellular component: nucleus; cytosol; cytoplasm. The transcript has 15 exons.
UCUCUCCUUCCUCCCUCCAUCGCAUUUUGUUUUAUUUCCCCCUUCCUCCCCACCUCCUCUCGCAAGACGAGGGUUGCAGUCCGCGGUGCGCGCCUUCUCGAGCCGCCAGGAAGAUGAACAAGCUCUACAUCGGCAACCUCGGCGAGAACGUCAGCCCCCUCGACCUGGAAAGUCUCUUUAAGGACUCCAAGAUCCCAUUCUCGGGCCAGUUCCUGGUGAAGACGGGGUACGCCUUCGUGGACUGCCCCGACGAGAGCUGGGCCAUGAAGGCCAUCGAGGCACUUUCAGGUAAAGUGGAACUGCAUGGGAAACUCAUAGAAGUUGAACAUUCAGUCCCUAAAAGACAAAGGAGUCGGAAGCUUCAGAUCAGAAAUAUCCCGCCUCAUUUGCAGUGGGAGGUGUUGGACAGUUUGUUAGCUCAGUAUGGAACAGUGGAGAACUGUGAGCAAGUGAACACUGACACCGAGACUGCAGUUGUAAAUGUAACAUAUGGCAAUAAGGACCAGGCUAGACAAGCAAUAGAAAAACUGAACGGGUUUCAGCUUGAAAACUAUUCCUUGAAAGUUGCAUACAUCCCUGAUGAAAUGGCAGCCCAGCAACCUCCACAGCAACAUCCCCAGGGAAGACGUGGAUUUGGGCAGAGGGGUCCCCCAAGGCAAGGGUCACCCGGUGCAACCACAAGGCAGAAACCACAGUCGGACGUUCCUCUACGGAUGCUGGUUCCCACGCAGUUCGUAGGAGCCAUUAUUGGGAAGGAAGGAGCAACAAUCAGAAACAUUACAAAGCAGACACAGUCCAAAAUUGAUAUCCAUCGUAAAGAGAAUGCAGGUGCUGCUGAGAAACCCAUCACCAUCCACUCAACUCCUGAAGGUUGCUCAACAGCUUGUAAAAUUAUCAUGGAGAUCAUGCAAAAGGAAGCUCAAGACACUAAAUUUACAGAAGAAAUUCCCUUGAAGAUAUUGGCACAUAACAACUUUGUUGGCCGACUUAUUGGCAAAGAAGGAAGAAACCUGAAGAAAAUUGAACAGGACACGGACACUAAGAUCACAAUAUCUCCAUUGCAGGACUUGACACUCUAUAAUCCAGAAAGGACCAUUACAGUUAAAGGCAGUAUUGAAACUUGUGCCAAGGCUGAGGAAGAAAUUAUGAAGAAAAUCAGGGAGUCCUAUGAAAAUGACAUUGCUGCUAUGAAUCUUCAAGCACAUUUAAUUCCUGGAUUAAAUCUGAAUGCCUUGGGUCUGUUCCCACCUUCUUCUUCAGGAAUACCACCUCCCGCAGUGAGUGUUGCCUCCGCUGCUGCUGCUGCUUCAUAUCCACCAUUUGGGCAACAGCCCGAGUCUGAGACUGUUCAUCUGUUCAUCCCAGCCUUGGCAGUUGGAGCUAUUAUUGGCAAGCAGGGACAGCACAUCAAACAACUUUCUCGUUUCGCGGGCGCAUCCAUUAAGAUUGCUCCUGCUGAAGGACCAGAUGCCAAGCUGAGAAUGGUUAUCAUCACUGGACCUCCAGAAGCUCAGUUCAAGGCUCAAGGGAGGAUCUAUGGGAAACUUAAAGAAGAAAAUUUCUUUGGACCUAAAGAAGAAGUGAAACUUGAGGCUCAUAUAAAAGUGCCAUCCUAUGCUGCUGGUAGAGUUAUUGGAAAAGGAGGCAAAACUGUAAAUGAGCUUCAAAACUUGACAAGUGCAGAAGUUGUAGUCCCUCGUGACCAGACACCUGAUGAAAAUGACCAGGUGGUUGUGAAAAUAACUGGUCACUUCUAUGCAUGCCAGCUUGCUCAGAGAAAAAUUCAGGAAAUACUGGCUCAGGUAAGAAGGCAGCAGCAACAGCAAAAAACAUUGCAAAGCGGACAGCCUCAGCCAAGACGGAAAUAAAGGUUUAGGAAACGGCCCAGCAGAGACAGAUGCCAGACCAAAGACAGACUGUGCGACAAAGAGACGGGUGGUGAGCACCUGUCGAAGUUAUAUGCAGAAGAUCCACCAAGCCAAUCACCUGUUCGAGGACCAGGCAACCGUUGAACGCUGUCUCUGAGAAUGUAUUCUUUAGGCUCUCUCAAACUUUUGAAACCCAGCUUUAAAAUAAGGACCCCUUCACUUCCCUUUUGUUCUAUUCUCACAACUUAACAUAAACUCGUUAGUCUUUUUUAUUCUUCUUAUUAUUCCCCAACAAUUUUAGAACUUGGUUUAAUGAAGCUUUCUCUUCUGAGUU